Messenger RNA from Mandrillus leucophaeus (drill), 1241 nucleotides. It is a transcript of the gene NR2F6, whose product is annotated as nuclear receptor subfamily 2, group F, member 6. NCBI's taxonomy places the organism in Eukaryota, Metazoa, Chordata, Mammalia, Primates, Cercopithecidae. Gene Ontology annotation, molecular function: zinc ion binding; RNA polymerase II cis-regulatory region sequence-specific DNA binding; nuclear receptor activity. The coding region runs from base 1 to 753 and encodes 250 amino acids. Gene Ontology annotation, biological process: negative regulation of transcription by RNA polymerase II; anatomical structure development; cell differentiation. The transcript is spliced from 5 exons. The record is from RefSeq and is a predicted model, not a curated record.
AUGCCCUCGAGGGAAUCGAACGUGGAACUUGGACUGUGGAGCUCGCAGCGUCCAGGGGCCAUUGUCUGCGGCCGCGCGGAUCGAUACGGCGCGCCCUUGGGGUCAAAUAUCACUUCCAAAGUCGCUGUGGCUACGGAGGCGGCAGACGGAAGGAGGCUGGGGUGGCACGGGGCGGUCUUCUUCGAGUCUAACCGUGACUGCCAGAUUGACCAGCACCACCGGAACCAGUGCCAGUACUGCCGUCUCAAGAAGUGCUUCCGGGUGGGCAUGAGGAAGGAGGCGCUGUUCGCCCCCGGAUUCUGCCGGCAUUCCCCUCUGGUGUUUGCUGUACACAGAGUUGACCUGGAGUUCACGGAGCGCGCCGUGGCCUUCAUGGACCAGGUGCGGGCCUUCCAGGAGCAGGUGGACAAGCUGGGCCGCCUGCAGGUCGACUCGGCUGAGUACGGCUGCCUCAAGGCCAUCGCGCUCUUCACGCCCGAUGCCUGUGGCCUCUCGGACCCGGCCCACGUGGAGAGCCUGCAGGAGAAGGCGCAGGUGGCCCUCACCGAGUAUGUGCGGGCGCAGUACCCGUCCCAGCCCCAGCGCUUCGGGCGCCUGCUGCUGCGGCUGCCCGCCCUGCGCGCAGUCCCUGCCUCCCUCAUCUCCCAGCUGUUCUUCAUGCGCCUGGUGGGGAAGACGCCCAUUGAGACACUGAUCAGAGACAUGCUGCUGUCGGGGAGUACCUUCAACUGGCCCUAUGGCUCGGGCCAGUGACCGUGACGGGGCCACGUGCGCUGUGGCCAGGCCUGCAGACAGACCUCAAGGGACAGGGAAUGCUGAGGCCUCGAGGGGCCUCCCGGGGCCCAGGACCCUGGCUUCUCUCCUCAGACUUCUAUUUUUUAAAGACUGUGAAAUGUUUGUCUUUUCUGUUUUUUAAAUGAUCAUGAAACCAAAAAGAGACUGAUCAUCCAGGCCUCAGCCUCGUCCUCCCCAGGACCCCUGGCCAGGAUGGAGGUAAGGGAUGGAGGGUCCAAUCCUGGGACAGCCUUGUCCCUCGGCACCCCAAGCAUGAACUUGUGGGAUGGUAGGGUAGGCUUCCCUGGCAUGAUGGACAAAGGCCUGGCGUCUGGGCCGGAGGGGCCGCUCCAGUGGGCAGGGGUAGCUAGCGUGUGCCAGGCAGAUCCUCUGGACACGUAAUCUAUGUCAGACACUACAUGAUGACUCAAUCAAGGCCAAUAAUAAAGACAUUUCCUACCUGCACA